UACUUUUCUUUAAAACCUCUCCGUAGCAAAUUAAAAACACCUCAAAGUGCAAUAACCAUGGAGGAACACAAACCGGACAUCCUCUCAAGCCUACCGCUAGAGCUUCUCCUCUACAUCAUCAGCUUCCUCCCUUUCGAAUCCGCAAGACUAAUCCCUUUGGUCUCCACACGGUUUAGGUCCGUUUGGAACAAGGCCAUACUCGUCUCUCACAGCCACAACGGCUCCAUCGAAGACAUAUCUCACGUUGUCUCUCGCUUCAUCAACAACUUUGACGAGCAUGAUCCUACUAAAAACACUCGGAGGCUAGAGUUACACGUUGGCAAGUCAACCUUCGUGUCCACUAUUCUCGCACCUCAUAACGUCAUGCAUAUGAGCUUCUUCUUCUCUGGUGAUUCUAAGAAAGAAGAGAGCUUUUGCUGGCGUCUUGAGAUCAACGAUCAGAUCCCAAGACGUGUGGACUUAAGCGGUUUCUUGGUGAAGACGCUUUGUUUAGACUCGGUGAAUUCGUUAACCCAUGAGGUCGUUUCCUCCAUGGUUUUGGACUUUUCUUUACUCGAGAGCCUAAAGAUUUGUGGUUCCAAGGGACUGACUUCUCUCACUAUAGAUUCACCAACUAAACUUCUUCACUUGUCGAUCUCGGGAUGCCCCAUGCUGAGAUAUCUCGAGAUCAGAUCAUUUAAGCUUAAAAGUUUUCAUUACCAAGGAUCUCUACCUUUGAUCAAGAUUCAUGAACAUUUCAACUUGACCAAGGCGAUUUUCGACGUAACACAAGGUCCAAGCUAUUACAACAACGGUUUAGACAUGGGUCCUCUCUCGCUGAUCAUCAAGAAUUCUCGUUAUCUUACACUUUGCAGAUGGAUGUUCGAGAUCGAUUCAAAUACUUAUAGUUCAAACGGAGAAGUUAGUGUUGAUGCUGACCACGCAAGUGAACAUGCAAGAGUACUAAGGGAUCUGAAACUGGUCAAAUUGGAUGGAUUCAAGAGUGAAGAGGAUAAGAAUAAACUGAUAAUGGCUCUACAAGAGAUAGUCAGUAUCGAUCAGCCUCUGCUUGUACUGUCUUCGAUUUCUUGAGAUCGAUACUCUGACUUGGAAUGGAAACGACAAAAGAUUUAUGUCUAAAUAUACACGCAUGACAUGCUUUAAUUAAUCUCCUGUCAUUUU
Messenger RNA from Arabidopsis arenosa, 1161 nucleotides. The record is from the annotation of a GenBank genome assembly. NCBI's taxonomy places the organism in Eukaryota, Viridiplantae, Streptophyta, Magnoliopsida, Brassicales, Brassicaceae.